Miscanthus lutarioriparius is the source of this 1752-nucleotide messenger RNA. The record is from the annotation of a GenBank genome assembly. Lineage: Eukaryota; Viridiplantae; Streptophyta; Magnoliopsida; Poales; Poaceae.
AUGUCGUCCACGCCGCCGGCCGUUGCAUCCCCCGCCUCCGAGCAAACCAAAUCCAAGAAGAAGAAGCACAAGUCUAAGGACAUCCCCGCCACCGAUCCGCCAUCGCUCGCCGAGGCCGAGGAGAAGACUGAUGGCUACCUAAUCAAGCCCCAGUCCCUGGUGCCGUCCCUCGACACCUCCACCUGGCCGCUCCUCCUCAAGAAGUACGACCGCCUCAACGUCCGCACUGGCCACUACACCCCGCUCCCCUCCGGCCACUCGCCGCUCAAGCGCCCCCUCGCCGAGCACCUCCGCUACGGCGUCAUCAACCUCGACAAGCCGUCGAACCCGUCCUCCCACGAGGUGGUCGCCUGGAUCAAGCGCCUCCUCCGCGUCGAGAAGACCGGCCACAGCGGCACGCUCGACCCCAAGGUCACCGGCAACCUCAUCGUCUGCGUCGACCGCGCCACGCGCCUCGUCAAGUCGCAGCAGGGCGCCGGCAAGGAAUACGUCUGCGUCGCCCGCUUCCACGCCGCCGUGCCGGACACCGCGCGCGUGGCCCGUGCGCUAGAGGCGCUCACGGGCGCCGUGUUCCAGCGCCCGCCGCUCAUCUCCGCGGUCAAGCGCCAGCUCAGGGUGCGGACCAUCUACGAGAGCAAGCUCCUGGAGCACGACCCCGAGCGCCACCUCGCGGUGUUCUGGAUCUCCUGCGAGGCAGGUACCUAUGUCCGGACUCUGUGUGUGCACCUUGGGCUGCUUCUUGGUGUCGGCGCGCAUAUGCAGGAGCUGCGCCGUGUCCGGUCGGGGAUCCUCGGGGAGCAGGACAACAUGGUGACCAUGCACGACGUGAUGGACGCCAUCUGGUCGCUUGACAACUACAAGGACGAGUCCUACUUGAGGCGCGUCGUCAUGCCGCUGGAGGUACUGCUUACUAGCUACAAGAGGCUUGUCGUGAAGGAUUCUGCCGUGAAUGCUAUCUGCUAUGGCGCUAAGCUUAUGAUCCCCGGCCUGCUCCGGUUUGAGAAUGAUAUUGAGACCGGGGAGGAGGUUGUUCUGAUGACUACAAAGGGGGAGGCGAUUGCCAUAGGUAUUGCCGAGAUGACCACUGCUGUUAUGGCAACCUGUGACCAUGGCGCGGUCGCAAAGAUCAAGAGGGUUGUGAUGGACAGAGACACAUACCCGAGGAAGUGGGGGCUUGGUCCAGUGGCACUCAAGAAGAAGAAGAUGAUCGCUGAGGGCCUCCUUGAUAAGCAUGGGAAGACAAAUGAGAAGACCCCAGCUGAGUGGCUUCGCAAUGUGGUGCUUCCCCCUGGUGGCGAUGUAUCGAUUGCUAGCAUUGCAGCUGCUCCCGAGCCAGAGAAGGUGAAGGCGGAACAGGACGCAGUUGUCGGUGAAGAGGUCAAAGAGAAAAAGAAGAAGAGGCAAAAGGAUGAGAAUGAUGACGACGAUGCUUCCGUUCCGGCGAAGAAGAUCAAGGCUGAGGAAGCUGCCGAGGCAGUGGAAGGGGAGAAGAGCGAGAAAAAGAAGAAGAAAAAGAAAGAUAAGGGCGAAUCAGGAUCAGCUGACGUGGUGGAAGUGAAGGAGGCGGAGAAGGCUGAUGAGAAGGGCAGCGAAAAGAAAAAGAAGAAGAAGAAGAAGAGCAAGGAAGGAAGCGCAGCUGCGGAUCCAGGGAGCGCUGAGCACGAAGAUGGUGCAGGAGCUGAGAAGAGUGAGAAGAAAAAAGAGAAAAAAAAGAAGAAGAGUCGAGAGACACAGAGGAGGCAGAGUAAUUAG